GUUGGGUCUCAUGUUUACGUGGAAAACAUGGCGGCGGACUACAAUCAAGGAGAUAGCUAGUGAAUUCGAGCCGAGCCGUGCGACACAUAUUAGACUGUUAGCUUUGAGAUUUUUGUCGGAGGUAUUUCGUAUGAAGACGUUUCCGUCUUGUUUCAGCCACGGACGCAGCCGGAAUGGAAGACGAGGAGAGGCUAAAGAAGCUCGAGGCCGGCAAAGCUAAGCUUGCUGAGUACCGCCAGAGAAAAGCUUAUGCGGACUCCCAGAAGAAACAGAAAAAGAAGAAGAAAAAGAAGCCGACUGAGGACUCUGAGGGCGAUUCGCAGGAAAGAGUGGAGGUCGAGCCGCCUCAGUCUGUGGGAGGAGAGGAGGUCUCAGGUGGAGGACAAGAUGAAUCACAAGGAGGAAACGGAGAACCGCCCACCACAGAGUUUACCUUCACCAAGACGCUGAAGAGCGGAGAAACUGUCAGGCAUAACCAGACUUAUAAGAUCGAGCCAGACAGCGAAGUUUCCACCACGGCUGAAGAUUGUUCCUCAGAGGUUAAUGGGUGCCAUGAUGAGAUGACAGAAAGCCUAAUGAUGUCUUCAAAGGAGUUUAUCUGGGAGGAGGUGGACACCCUGCAGCAGAUCACAAAGGGGCAUACAGAACAAGAUAUGGAGGAUGCACUAUCAACUAGGACCCAAACUGUGGAGGAGCUGAAUCAAGACCUUGAGGAAAUUGGGCCUGACUUUGGCACAGAAACGGUACAGCAGCUGCAGGACUUUGAAGUGGCUCUGAAACAGCGAGAUGGCAUCAUCACCCAGCUCACAUCCAACCUUCAGCAGGCUCGUGAGGAGAAGGACGAGAUCAUGAAAGAGUUCUUAGCACUGACGGAACAAAGUCAGAAACUGCAAAUUCAGUUCCAGCAGCUGCAGGCAGGCGAGACGCUAAGGAAUACUAGCCACAGCAGCACUGCAGCUGAUCUCCUGCAGGCAAGACAGCAGCUUGUUCACUACCAGCAGCAGCUGGAGGAGAUAAACAUCGAGGUUGGACAGCACCAGAAAAAGAGCGGUGGACAGCUGGAGCACAUCAGCCAGCUCCAACUAAAACUUGCCGAGAUGGAGAUGUCAGGGAGAAGAUCAGAGGAAUUGUUGACGCAAAAGAUAAAUGAAAAGGACUUGCUGAUUGCUGAGCGAGAUAAAGUUAUUUUGAGUCGAGAGCAGUCGCUGAGAGCAGCAGAGGAGGCUUUUGCUCAAACAAUAAAAGAUAAAAAUCAGUUAAUUUCAGAACAAACUGCAAUAAUCAAAGAACACGAGUGGUCAUUGACCCUGCUCCAAGAAGAACUGGCUCUUGCCGGAAGGACUACAGACGAGAAUAUUAUUCACUGCACUGAUGAGAAAGAGCUUAUUAUAGCAGAGAAGGAGCGAGUCAUUUCAGAACGUGACAGUUCCCUUGUCCAGUUAACGAACGAGCUGGAAACCUCAGAAAAACUCCUGCGUGAUCUCCAGCAGCAAGUGGCUGCAAAGGAAUCAGAGCUUGUAAAAUGCCUGGAUGAGCUGGAAAGCACAAAAUCUGAAUUAGUAAGUUGUAAAGGUGAAACGGAGAGCUGUAGAUCCCAGUUGGAGAAAGAACAAAUGAAGUUAGAAAGCUGUAAGGGAGAGCUUGCUGCCUCCAGACAGAAAGAGCGAAUGUCAUCUAAUGAAAUCAUGCAGCUUAUGGGCACAGUGGAAGAUCUGCAGAAACGCUGUUACCAGGGCCAUGCGUCUGAGAGUGACACCAUCCAAAAAAUGCAGGAAGACACCGCAAGGAAGCUCGAACUUCUCCGGGCAGAGUUGGACGAGAUGUACGGUCAGCAGAUAGUCCAAAUGAAACAGGAGAUGAAUCUGCAGCACGCUGCAAGAGUGCAGCAAAUGAUGGAGCAACACCAGUCUGAGGUUGAGCUUCUAAAAACACGACAGAGUUCAAGUGGCAGCACUGGGGAGGUGGAAGGGCUUACUGUGAGAAUAAAGAAGCUACAGAACACUUUAGAGGAGUCGCAAGCAAUGUACGAUGAAGCUAGACACGAGCUGAACCAAGUCAUCCAAGAGAAGUUGAAGCUGCAGGUCAAGGUUGAGGAUCUCCUUCGAGACCUCAGCGCUGCCAAGGAAGAAGUGGAGCAGGUCUGCACCAGCUUUCUCUCUCAGGAAAGUAAUCUGGAUGAACUACAGCAGCUCCAGGAGACCAUCGACACCCUUAGGAGUGAGCUAUCAGCUGCUCAAGAAGCUGCACAAGAGGCAGAAACCAAACAUGAAUCUGAAAUAACCAACUACAAGAUCAAGCUGGAAAUGCUGGAAAGGGAGAAAGACGAAGUUCUGGACCGAAUGGCAGAGUCUCAGGAAGCAGAGCUGGAACGACUGAGGACCCAGCUUCUGUUUAGCCAUGAGGAAGAACUGACGAAUCUUAAGGAGGAUCUGCAGAGGGAGAACUUUCUGAAGAUGGAGAACCUUCUUAAUGAAGCUGCAGUUAGACAUCAGAAGACUCUGGACGAGCUGCAGAUUAGCUAUGCGGAGCAACUGGAUUUCUUACGAACGGAGAAGGCAACUUUUGCCACGGAGCGAGAUGAACUGUUGCACCAAAUUUUGGGGCUUAAAGAAGAGCUGAAGCUUGCGUUGCACAGCCCCAAAGCAGAUGAACUCGUGCGUCAGCUCCAAGACCUCCAGGUUGAACUGGAGGAACUUAGAAAAGGAGCCCAAGACCGAGCUAAAACUCGGGAUGAAAAUCAGUUGUUGCUGAAGAAAAUCGAAGUGCUGGAGAACCAGACAAAAGAACAAGAACACUAUUGGGAGGAGAAGCUAAAGGAGCACAAACUGGAAAAGGAGACACUGAUUGAGUCUAAUAACACUUUGGGGAAAGAGAUCGAAUCCAGAAAUGUGAAAAUUGAGACACUGACUGCAGAGAACAAUCAAAUCCAGCAACAAGUGGCUGAGCUUUGUGAGGAAACUGAAAAGCAGCGGACGACUUUCUCUUUCGCAGAGAAGAAUUUUGAGGUGAACUAUCAAGAGCUGAAGGAGGAGUACACUUGUCUCAUCGAGGCAAAGACACAGCUGGAGGAGAGGACACGGAGGGAGACGCUCGAGUUUGAGGCGAAAAUUGCACGCCUUCAAUUACAGAUCCAAGAGCUUGAAGAGGGGAGCAGAGAUAUCAAAAUGGAAGAGGCGAAAAUUGAAGACAAAGAUGUGACGGAGAAAGAUGCAAAGGAGCUAAUGGAGAAGCUGGGUGUUGCUCUGAGUGAGAAGAGGAGCCUGACUGACAGGCUUUCUGAAGUUACAGGUCAGCUGAACUUUACAGAAAACAAAGUGGGACAGCUGGAAGAUGAGUUAGUACAAGUGAGACAAGAAAACACAAAGGUCAUCGCUGAUAAUGAAAGCCUCAGGAAGAAAUUGGAAAAAGAGAUUAAGAGGGAGCAAAGAGGAGAGAAGGAAGCCCGGGAAGAAAGACGAAGUAUUGAGCCAGAGUGUUCUUUAGAGCAUCAUCACCUUCAGAUUGAAUCUCUGCAGGAGGAGGUAAAGGCUCUUCAGUCCCUUUCGCAUGAAGCAGAAAGAGACGGCGUUCCUCAGACUCUGGAGCUCCACAGGCUCUCACAAACUCCGUCUCCAGCAGCGGCGCGUUCCUCGGGGGAGGGACCUGUUGAAGGACGAUCCUCCCCGCACAAGUCUGCAGCCUCUGGGUCAAACAGGCGCAAGAGACGGCAGAGGUCGAAGCAGGAGCGCAAAGCUGGCGGCGCUUUUUCAGACGGCAGGGAAGAAAAACAAAGGGAGGAGGAAGAGAGAGCUCAAAGUACUGCAGAGCAGGAGAUGCUGCCUCAGAUGCAGAGCCAGAGCAUGUCAUGUUCACCGGAGAAGGCCGAUAAGGAGGACUCCACUGACGGGAACCAGGGAGACGGAGGCUACAGCAACAGAGCGGUAAACAGACAGCGAUACCAUACAGAGCGUGUCAUGCGUCAGAGAGCUGAAGAGGAGGAAGAGACCCCUGAGCAUGAUGAGUUCAGGCUACAGAUGGAAGCUCAGCGCCUCAGCCUGACUCAGAUUCAUGCUGCUCAACUUGAGCUGCUUCAGGAAGAGUCGGAUGCCUGCACGCGCUCACUGGAGCUGAAACUCCAACACCGAACAGACCAAAGUGACCAGGAUGAACAAAAAAUCUUCAAAUACCAGAACAUGAUGGAAGUUGUGUCGGAUGAAUGCACUGAGAUUAUUCAGUCUUUUCAGAAAAUCUUUGGCCAAAUAGUUUUGGAGAGAGUUGAUGCGGCAACGUCGUCGCUCAUUUCAGAAGAAAGGCCAGCAACUAGUGAAUCUGCCUCUCUUGUCCUGCAGGCCAGAGAGUUAUACACAAAUCUUCAGGAGGUGAGGGCGAGAAUUGAACAUGAGCAUCGUCGACUUUCUCAUCUCCAGACUCUGCUCAAAACGGAUGGAAACAAGAUAAUUGAACUGCAGAAGGCCAAUGAUGAGCUGAAGAUCAACAACGAGAAGCAGAUCUCUGACCUGCAGAUGCAACUUGACAAAACAAGGUUAUCUUCAUACAGAGAUGUAGAGGAGCAGACUGGGGCCUCUGCCUCAAUUCCAGACCUACAGAAGCUGAAGGUCGAGGCUCAGGAGAAGCAGCUCCAGCUGCAGGAGAGUCAUCAACAGGAAAUGGAGCACCUCAGGGCUCAUUACCAACAGCAGGCCGCAGAGACGGAGGAGAGAUACGCUACAGAGCUCUUCAUGCUGCAGCAGAGACUGCAGGACGUCACAGGAGAUGAGACCUUCUACAGCCUGUCCAGUGCUCCCGAGCUCAGCUCUGAGAUGAUGGAGGAAUGCAGAGAGGAGCUAAAGGACCUGAGUGAGGAGGAAUUGUCAGAGGGGGGCGUGGAGCUGCACUCAUCUGCCAGGUCUCCUGCCCUGACAGCGCAGCUGCAGGCGCUUAGGAAAGCUCUGGAUCACAAGUACACCCAAGAAGUAGCUGCCCUCAAAGAGCAGCAUAACAGUGAGCUUAGGAGAUUGAGAGAAGAAAUCGAGCGGGAGAGGAGAAGACGGGAGCAUCGGGAAGACGGAGGGGAGAGAAAGCUGGAUCUGAACAGUGUCAUCGGUGCUGGGAGCUCCACUGAGAGCCUCGGCGUUGUUGCGCAGCUCCAUGUGGAGGAGAGACAUCAGCAGGAGAGAGUGGAGGAGGAAGUUGCUAAGGCCAUAGUUCAAAUGUCUGUGGAGUUUGCACAGCAGACCGAGUUGGCUCGAAUCAACAAACGCGCCCGUCAGACGAGCACCUCCAUGCAGACCCAGCUGGAUGGCGAAGCGGUGGAGGACAGAGAGGCGAAGCUUCAGACACCAAGGGCUUCCCCCUCUGCAGUUGCUGGGUUGGAGGAGGAGGAAAGGCAGAGAAUGGAAAGGGAGCUGGAGGAGAAGAACAACGAGCUCCAAAAGUUAAAAGAAGCGCUGCAAAAAACUGAACCUAAACAGGCUUUAAAGAAGGGAGACAAUGGGGAAGGACGAUUUGAUGAAGGGGACGGUACACAUACAACAUUAGCAGGAGGAAUCAAACUGUCAGAGGAUGAUGAAGAGCCUUCUGAUAAAGACACUGAAAGAAACCUGCUGCGUGAAGCCAACAAGAAGCUUAGUCAGGUUCUUGUUGAUGUCCUGAAGACAACUGUGGCUGCAGAGAAAACAUUGGGCCUCCACAUGCAAAGUUUGCGUGACACUUCUGCUGAAAUGCAGCUUCCUCUGUCCGGCAUGCAGAGACAAACUGCAGAGCCCAAAAACCGCUAUUCCUCAGAAAGCUGCAGGAGCGGUGAAACCGGUGCCGACAACGUGCGCAUCUGGUCAGGGGAACUGGAGGCUGACGAGGGUCUGGAGAUGUCCCAGCAGAUGAUGGACAGCCUGCUCCUCGGUGCAGAGCCACAACUCAGGAAUGAGGAAUAUUUCACGGGCGUCAGCAGCCGACUUCAGGCAGCUGUGGAGAAGAUGUUGAUGACCAUCACUGGCACGACCGGACAGCUUGAACAUGCCCGGGUGACCCAGACUGAGCUGAUGCGCGAGUCCUUCCGCCACAACCAGGAGAUCGGUGAGCUGCUGCAGAAGCAGGAGGAGCUGCAGGAGAGGCUGUCCGAGGAGGCUCGUGCCCGGGAGCAGCUCGCUCUGGAACUCCACCGUGCUGAAGGUCUCAUCGAUGGCUACACGGGUGAACGAGCUGCGCUGGAGGAGCAGCUACGCCACAAGGAUGAACUCCAGCAGAGCCUCGAGCAAGAGCUGCAGGUAACAGGUAGCCGGCUGCACGAGUUGGAGCAGGAAAGACUUCAGAUGCUUGAGGAGCGUGAGCUGUUGUCACGACAACAGGACGCCAUGAGGGAGGAGGCCGGACCACGUGAGCUUUGCCUAGUUGAAGCUGCAAUGGUUGCAGCACCUGAAGCAGACCUGCUGGAGGAGACGGAGAAGCUGAUGAAAGAGAAGGUGGAUGUCCAGCGUCAAGCGGAGAAGGAGAACACGGACCUCCUGAAGCAGGUGAAGCUGCUGGAGGCGGAGCUGGAGGAGCAGGUCAACAGGGUGAUCGAGCUGGAGCACGCUCAGAAUACGGAGAGCGGAGACUUCCAACAGCAAAUUCAAGCUCUGGAGAAGCAGCUGGAGAAGAACAGGAAGUUUCUCGAUGAGCAAGCUGUGGACCGAGAACACGAGAGGGACUUCUUCCAGCAGGAGAUCCAGAAGCUGGAGCAGCAGCUGAAGAGCCCACAGAAGCUUCAGAUUGGAUCGGAGCAAAGAAACCGAGAGGUGGAUCGAGUAGCCUUUAAGGUGGAGCAGCUGACCACCCAGCUGAAGGAGAAGGCAGAUUGGUGCAGUGAGCUGUUGCUCGGCUCCGAGCAGCUGCGUCGUGAGCUGGGAGAGCGCGACGAGGAGAUUGAAAAGCUGGAGAGCCGCAUCCGCGAGCUGGAGCAGGCCCUGCUGGCCAGCGCUGAGUCUCUGGAGAAGGUCGAAGAAAAAAAACAGCAUGAAUCCAUCACUGAGGCGAAGCACUCCACUCUGGAGGCUCAGUUACAAACAGAGAGAGAGGCUCUGGAGAGGAAAGAGAAAGAGAUCUGUAAUCUGGAGGAGCAGCUGGAGCAGUUCAGAGAGGAGUUGGAGAACAAGAGCGAGGAGGUGCAGCAGCUUCACAUGCAGCUGGAGAUCCAGAGGAAGGAGAUAAGCAGCCAGCAGCAAUACCUGGAAACCAGGGACAGCAUGCUGCAGGUGAUGGCGGAGAAGGACAGGGAAAUAGCUCUUCUUAAUGAACAGAUCACUAAGCUUCAACACAUGGAAUCAGCCUCUGAUAACAAGGAAUUUGAUGACAGGGAGGAGAUGAUUAAAGAGUUGGAGUCCCAGGUAGAGUGUCUGCGCAGCGAACAGGAGCGCUUAAAGAGAAAUAAAGAAGAAGAGCUCGAGCAGCUGAAUGAUGUCAUCGAGAAACUCCAGCAGGAACUUGCCAAUAUCGAGCAUAAACAGGCUGCUGAGGAAGAGGAGGAUAGUAAAGGCGAGUUAGAGAGCGCUACGUGGGAGCCAACCAAAGAGGAGUACAACGAAAUGAAGCAAAAGAUGGACCGAGCCACCAAAGAUCUGGAGACGCUGAGGACAGAUCACAGCAAGCUGUUGGACACGCACCUGCACUUAAACCAAAGUGCAGAAGCUCUAGCUGAAGCAGAAAAGCUGGACAGCUCAGAGGGGGAGCUUGGUGAAGCUCUCAGAGAGAAAACUGCCGCGCUUGUGGUUUUGCAGGCGGAAGUACAAGCUUUGGAGCAGAGCGCCUCCUCUAGAGUGGAGGAGCUAGGUCUGCGAAUUCAGGAGCUUGAAGAUUUGGUAGGUGAGAAAGACUUGGAGAUGGACCACUGUCGGAUUCUUGUGGAGCAAAGUCAAAGCUAUGCAGAGGAUCUUCAAAAAAAGGUUCAUAAUUUAGAAGAAAAUCUGAGGGAAAGAGUAGCUGCUGCACUGGUCAGCCAGUCUACGCUGGAGGCCUUCCAGCAGCAAUCUGAGGACUCAAAACCACAGCAGGAGCUGCAGAGACCUCCUGCUCCUCGCGUCUUUGAGUUCGCUGACUUUGAUACCCCACAAAUGGUUUUCAGCAAGCUGGAUCAGGCAAAACAGUCCCCAACAGAGAAGGUGGUCCAUGUGACACAAAAGCUUCGGGACCUGGAGGUUGGACUCAGUGGGAUCCAGAGAGACCAGGAGCUCCAGAAGCAGCUGCUCUCCAGCUCAGAGGAGGAGGUGCUCGAGUACGAGAGGAGGCUGGCCGUGCUCACGGAUCUCCUCAGUCAGAUGAAGGCCGGGCCAUCCCAGAGAGCAUCCUCAUCUGUGGAGAUCUGUUCUGCUGAGCAGCCAGCUGUGACGGAGCUUCUUGGGGAGUUGCAGGAGGUCAAAGAUGAAGCCAGCACCACCUAUCAGCAGCUGGAACACUACAAGGAGAGCUGCAACAGACUCCAGCAGGAGCUUCAAGACAAAACUGUCACUGUGGAGAAACUUCAGGGCCAACUUCAGAUGGUGUCAUCCAACGCUGAGGAAGAAACAAAGACGUCUGAGCUCGAAGGAAAACUCCUGGAGGCUCUGAAUGAGGCAGCUUCCACCAAAGAGGAGUUGAGCAGCUGCAAAGAAAGUCUGGAGAAACUGCAGGAGCUGCUGCAGGAGCGAGAAAUGACCAUUGCUCACCUUAAAGGAGAACUUUUCCAAGUAAAAGCUGCAGAAGAUGGAGCUGCCAUGACAGAAGUUAUCCAGGAGCUCGAGAAGGUCAAACGCGAUGCUACUUCCACCAAAAAAGAUCUGACCAGUUACCAGGAGCAUAACGAGAAACUGCAGGAGGACCUCCGAGCCAGAGAUGGCUCGAUUUUUAAUCUUGAAAAGGAGCUCCAGGAGGUGAGAAGCAGUGUGGACUCCACCAAAGAAGAGCUCACCAUCUACCAGGAGCAUAACGAGAAACUGCAGGAGGACCUCCGAGCCAGAGAUGCCUCGAUUUUUAAUCUUGAAAAGGAGCUCCAGGAAGUGAGAAGCAGUGUGGAUGCCACCAAAGAAGAGCUCACCAUCUACCAGGAGCGUAAAGAGAAACUGCAGGAGGACCUUCAAGCAAGGGAAGACUUGAUUUGUACACUGAAAAAGGAGCUUCAGGAGGUGAGAAGCAGUGUGGACGCCACCAAAGAAGAACUCGCCAGUUACCGGGAGAAGAAUGAGAAACUGCAGGAGGAACUCCAAGCUCAGGAAGGUUUGGUUUUUCAACUUGAAGAGAAGCUCCAGGAAGUGAGAAGCUCUGUGGACUCCACCAAAGAGCUCGAUAGUUACAAGCAGCAAAAUGAGAAACUUCUUGAGGACUUCCAAGUUCAGGAAGGUUUGAUUUUUAAACUUGAAGAGGAGCUCCAGAAGGUGAGAAGCAGUGUGGACACCACCAAAGAGCUCGAUAGUUACAAGCAGCAAAAUGAGAAACUUCUUGAGGACUUCCAAGUUCAGGAAGGUUUGAUUUUUAAACUUGAAGAGGAGCUCCAGGAAGUGAGAAGCUCUGUGGACUCCACCAAAGAGCUCGAUAGUUACAAGCAGCAAAAUGAGAAACUUCUUGAGGACUUCCAAGUUCAGGAAGGUUUGAUUUUUAAACUUGAAGAGGAGCUCCAGAAGUUGAGAAGCAGUGUGGACACCACCAAAGAGCUCGAUAGUUACAAGCAGCAAAAUAAGAAACUUCUUGAGGACUUUCAAGUUCAGGAAGGUUUGAUUUUUAAACUCAAACAGGAGCUCCAGGAGGUGAGAAGCUCUGUGGACUCCACCAAAGAGCUCGAUGGAUACAAGCAGCAAAAUAAGAAACUUCUUGAGGACUUUCAAGCUCGGGAAAGUUCAAUUUUAAAACUUGAAGAAGAACUUCAGUCACUGAGAAGUAAUAUGGACACCACCAAAGAAGAACUCGACUGCUAUAAGCAGCAAAACGAGAAACUUCUUGAGGAACUGAACACGCGUGAACUCUUCACUUCCAAGCUGAAAGAGGAGCUCCAAGUGGUGCAGACAGCCUUGCUGACAACAACAGGACCUGCUUCUCCAUCUCCAGCUCCUCAGCUUCUUUCCUCUGCUGCUUCCACUUCCACCUCACAGUCCAAAAGAAAAGGAGCUAAACAUCCAACUGCUAAGGGAGGCAGUUCCAAAGAUAAGCCCUCGCUCUCUAAGAGAAACGUUGCCUCCUCCAGUCAUUCCAACAGCAGCUCAGGUCAGCAGCGCGUGGCUGCGACCGACUCGUUUACGCAGACCGAGCCGCUCCAAGAGUCUGAUCUCAAUCCGGACGGCAAGUCUGCCACCAAAGAAGAGAUGGAGGAAGUGAUCGGAGAUUUUCAGGAGAAGAUUGCGCAGAUGCAGGAGCUCCACGCGGCAGAAAUCCUCGAUAUGGAAGCGCGGCACAUUUCUGAGAGCGAUAACCUCCGCCGGGACAACCAGGCUCUGGAGGAUGAAUGUAAAGCCAUGAAAGCCGCCAUCAACAAACUGUGCUCGACCAAGGCUCCUCCUUCACGACAAGAUCGACCUACUUUACAGUUUAAAGAUGGAUACACUAGCGACAGCAGCUCAGACUACAGCCAGAGGACUGGAUAUGACCUCCCGAGCUUGCAGCAGGAGUUGAGGACGACUCCAGAGGGUGCCAGGAGAGAAACAGAUGAUCCACUUCCUGACCGGAUAAAAACGUUGCUCCGUGAGGUGCACCAGGAAGGCAUGCAGGUUCUUUCUUUGUCCGAGUUCCCUUUCUCCGAGCCGGGCAACCAGUUCAACGUCGAAGGCUGGGUGAAGGAGAGAGACGCCCUCCUGGCGUCUGUGGAGUCUCUUAAAGACCUCAUCACGCAGAUGCAGAUGCACGGCAAAGCUCAGACGUCCGGCUGUGCAGACUGGCGUGCAGAGCUACUGGACGCAGUCCGCCAGGUUUUUCUGAGGGAGAGGAGCGUGUUGAAGAACGCCCUCUACAGCCAGCUGGACCUGCUGGACACCAGCGACGCUGUUGUUCACCUCAAUCAGCUCGAGCGCAGACUGGCAGAACAGGACGCCCACCACAGGGAGGCCAUGGGUUUGCUUCACACAGCAGAAAGGUCAAGUCUUGUCUCCGAAAUUCACCAACUUCGUGGUCAACUAGAACAACUUCAUCAAAGUGCCCAGCCUGGCCUCACGGUGACUGCUGAACGUAGCACAAAGGACCAGAGGGCGAGAACUGGAACCGAUGGAGCAGCGGAGGCCGACAGGCUUCUCGUAGAGGAGCUGAAGGUCGAGCUUUCUCAGACUAAACUGGAGCUGGAGACGACACUCAAGGCCCAACACAAACACCUCAAAGAACUGGACGCACUCAGGGUGGAGGUAUCCCAGAAAGCUGCAGAGCUGGAUGCACUGAAUGACCAGCUGACGGAAGAGAGGAAGAGGAGCAGAGAGUUUCAGUGGAUGGUGGAGAAGGAGAAGUGUCAAUCUGGAAGAAAUGAGGACAGCAGACGAGAGGAGCUGGAGGACUUGCAGCUGGCUCUGGAGGAGCAGAAGGCUCAUGCCGCCCAGCUAACCCAGACCCUGGAGCAGGAGCGGCAGGCCUCCUCCCAGCUCUCCCAGAAGGUUGAACAGGACAACCUGAGUCUCCACAGACGUCUGCAGGAGCUCCAGGUCCAGCUAGAAACUGAGCGAGCCAAGGCUCUGGAGAUGAGCUCUGCUUUGGGGAGAGAGAGGGAGCUGCGGACUGGCAUCUCCUCCGAAAGAGACCCCUCCAUUGAGGAAGGUGCCCGCGAGGACAAGAGGGACUGUGCAGAGGAGAGGAGUCUGCUGGAAAGACUGCAGAAGGAGCUGGAUGAAAAACAUUCACAGACGGUGCAUCUCCUCAGUCAGGUCGAAGCCCAGCGGCUCGAAGUUCUUCGAAAAGUAGAGGAGCUGGCACUGGCAAAUCAGAAGUCCAAACGAGACGAAGAGGUGCUGGUAGAGGUCCAAGCCCGACGGGACGUGCUGAAAACACAAAUGGCAGAUGUUCAAGAGCAGCUAGAGAGAGAACAGGAGUGGAGGAAGAAUCUGGAGGAAGAGAAUCAGAGACUGGAAGAGAGGCUGAACCAGUUAGGACAGGAGGAGGAGAGUGGAGCGCCACAGGUCGGCAGCCAGAGUCAGGCUGUUUGGCACAGUGAGUCCACCGACCGCACCAAAGACUGGGUGCUCCAGCAGAAGAAUGACGGCGCUCAAUCAGCCACAGCGUCUCCUCGUGUGGACGUUUCUCCUGCAACGCACGCCAGCGGGACACACCACGGUCCUUGGCGGACAGUCGAUAAGAUUGUGGGAAAACUUCACCUCAUCUCCUCAAAGAUUCACAGCAUGACCAGCAAAACGAUCAACGGCUCGACUGCAGAGGUUGACGGUGAAGAGUUGUCAUGGAUCCAGUCCAGCGUUGAUGAGGUCAUCAACAUGCUGCAGCAAUCCCCAGGUUUACCCUCCAUCCCAGAGUCUCAGAGUGCAUCCCUGCUGCCAGGAGGCUCCUCCAGCUCCUCCAACAACCUGACGGAGCGGCUGCUGAGGCAGAAUGCCGAGCUGACGGGGUUUGUCAGCCGUCUGACCGAAGAAAAGAAUGACCUGAGGAACCACACGCUGCGAUUGGAAGAAGAGCUCCGACGCUAUCGGCAGGCUGGCCUGGGAUCAGGCGACGGCUCCAGCAGGAGAGGAGGAUCAAAGAUGGACUCUGCAGGUUUGAUAUUCUCUCAAGAGCAGGAGUCGUGGUCUCGAGAGAAGAUCCGACUGGAGAAAGCUUUACAUGUGGCUCAGUCCCAGUUGGCUCGACUCAGGGGAGAAAUCAGGUCCGAAACACUUCGAGAGAUAACCGGGCCCGAGGCUGAUAAUUCUGCACUAAAGAGGAUGUACGGGAAGUACCUGAGGUCAGAAAGUUUCCGGAAAGCACUGAUCUACCAGAAGAAGUAUCUGCUGUUACUGCUGGGCGGUUUCCAGGAGUGUGAGGAGGCCACGCUGUCGCUCCUGUCCAGGAUGGGCGGCCAUCCUUCUCUCUCCAGCCUGGAGUCCUACAACCAGCGCCGCCGCGGAUUAAUGCGCUUCCGCUCUGCCGUCCGAGUCUCCAUCGCCCUCUCCAGAAUGCGUUUCCUCGUGAAGCGAUGGCACAAGGCGACGGGGAUGAGCUCCACGGUCUCCUGCAGCGCCAACAAGAACGGUGCAGGUACGGAGGUGAGGGAUUCACCAUAUCUUCACCCGAGCAGUGUGGACAUGUACAGGGAACGAGGAGGAGGAGGAGUGUCCAGCAGCAGGGGGAGAAGUGGGCGUGAAUCCCCACGAUCAGGCGUCUCCCCCACACAGCACAGGCUCCACCUGGCUGCAGACCACGGGCCUCUCACCUGUUCCCACCUGCAGAGCUACGACCCCGACCGGGCGCUCACCGACUACAUCUCCAGACUGGAGGCUCUGCAGAGGAGGCUGGGCAGCGUCGCAUCAGGUGCUUCUUCAUAUGCUCAAUUGCACUUUGGCUUGAGAAGAUAGAUGCUGACAAAUGACUUUGGCUUGAAGUAACUCAGUUGCCUUUUCUUGUGCUGAGCGCUCCGCUGUUUUCUAUCAUUCUGCUGUGGACUGUAUCUCCAUGUGGACCAAAACAUUUUUUUAUUAGUGUACGACAUGUUGUAUUCAGGCUUUUUGUCGCCAGCACUUGGAGGAAAAAAGCAAAACGUAACAGCGAUGUUUGUAAUUUAAUCUGCCUCUUCGUUGUGGAUGAUCAACAAUCGUGUAUAUUUGUCUAAUGCUAAUUUAAGGACUUUGUGAUUAAUUUAUGUUUGUGUUGAAUGGGUGGAGCGUUACGUGGAGGAUGUUUGGGUUUACCGUUCAGGAGGCUGCUACUGGAUCUUCACUACACUGUGUUUUGUUAAGGCGGACAGACUACAGAAGACAUUUGUAGAGAACGUAUUUUUGUAAAGCGUAGGAGCUUUGAAUUUUUGGGGUAUUUUGUCAAAAACUGAAAUAAAGAGUACUACAUAA
Molecule: messenger RNA, 13940 nt
Organism: Nematolebias whitei (Rio pearlfish)
Lineage: Eukaryota; Metazoa; Chordata; Actinopteri; Cyprinodontiformes; Rivulidae
Gene: akap9
Product: A kinase (PRKA) anchor protein 9
Exons: 57
Coding region: 174-13451 (4425 amino acids)
Biological process (GO): signal transduction
Molecular function (GO): molecular adaptor activity
Source: RefSeq, a predicted model, not a curated record